Messenger RNA from Carya illinoinensis, 1369 nucleotides. Its product is annotated as galactinol synthase 1-like. The coding region runs from base 108 to 1127 and encodes 339 amino acids. The record is from RefSeq and is a predicted model, not a curated record. NCBI's taxonomy places the organism in Eukaryota, Viridiplantae, Streptophyta, Magnoliopsida, Fagales, Juglandaceae. The transcript is spliced from 4 exons. Gene Ontology annotation, molecular function: glycosyltransferase activity.
UCUCCCAACGCUCACACACAAACCCCAAGCCCCGAGAGCCAAGAAACAAUCUCAACUCCAAGAUUCAGCAUUCUCAAGCCUUUAGAUUUCUCUCCCAUUACUUUGUCAUGGCUCCAGAGCUCCUCGUAGCUGCUGCAAAACCCGCCGGGUGCAUCAAACCUGCUACCCUGCCAAGCCGGGCCUACGUGACUUUCUUGGCCGGCAACGGGGACUACGUGAAGGGCGUCGUCGGGCUGGCCAAAGGAUUGAGGAAGGCCGAAACGGCGUACCCGUUGGUCGUCGCGGUGCUUCCCGACGUGCCCGAGGAGCACCGUCGGAUCUUGGUGUCUCAGGGCUGCAUAGUCCGAGAAAUUGAGCCCGUUUACCCGCCCGAGAACCAGACCCAGUUCGCCAUGGCCUACUACGUCAUCAACUACUCCAAACUCCGUAUAUGGGAGUUCGUAGAAUACAGUAAAAUGAUAUACUUGGAUGGAGACAUCCAGGUGUUUGAGAACAUCGACCACCUUUUUGAUUUGCCGGACGGGCAUUUCUACGCGGUGAAGGACUGCUUCUGUGAGAAAACAUGGAGUCACACCCCGCAAUACAAGAUCGGGUACUGCCAGCAGUGCCCUGAAAAGGUCAAGUGGCCCACGGAUCAGUUGGGCCUACCGCCUCCUUCCCUUUACUUCAACGCCGGAAUGUUUGUGUUCGAGCCCAGUUUGUCCACCUAUGAGGACCUCUUGAAGACCCUGAAACUCACAACCCCAACCCCAUUUGCUGAGCAGGACUUCUUGAACAUAUUCUUUAAAGAUAUUUACAAGCCCAUCCCGCUCGUUUACAAUCUUGUGCUUGCUAUGUUGUGGAGACACCCGGAGAAUGUGGAGCUCGAGAAAGUUAAAGUUGUUCACUACUGUGCAGCAGGAUCAAAGCCAUGGAGAUAUACGGGGAAAGAAGAGAACAUGCAGAGAGAGGACAUCAAGAUGCUUGUGAAGAAGUGGUGGGAUAUUUACAACGAUGAAUCAUUGGACUACAUGAAGCCGACCGCGGCUACCAACGGUGAGGCAGAUCCAGUGAAUAUCCAUCCCUUCUUGGCUGCUUUUUCCGAGGCCGGUGCCGUUCAGUAUGUGACAGCACCAUCAGCGGCUUAGAGUCGGAUCUCGGGAUUAAUCAUGUGCACCAUACUGUAAAAUGAACUCAUAAUCAGCCAGGAGUAAAGGGCGAAUCAACAAAUGGGAAUUACCUUUGGAUUUUGUGUUCAUGUCUUUUCACUCUCUUUUAUUUUUUCCUUUUGCUUGAUCGGGGUUGAAGUCAUUUCCCAGACUCUGAAGGGGGUUUCGGCUUUUGGAUCCGUUCAUGGUGUGAUUAGAAAAUAAAUACUCUUUUUAAAUUA